CUGCCAUCACCCCAGACAAGAGCCAACUAACCACCAUGGGGAAAGAACGCUUCAUCGUGAACCCCUUCACAGCCAUGAAUAUAUCUCAAGACGACCGGUUGCAGCUGCAAGACCUCGCGAAUGGCAUUAUCAUGUCCAACCUCGCCAACUACAACACGUUCGUCUCCUCGCACAAGCGCAAAGUCGACUCCCGUCGCUGGAAACAGAUCAAGGAGCGCGAGAACCUCACAGUGUACGCGGAGAGGCCGGAAUCCGCUCACAUCUCUGAUGGUGAGCCAUCGGGUUCCGGACUUCCAAUGAUCCUCUGUGUGGGGUCGAUCGAGGGCAAGCUCGAAGAUCACAUGUACGGAGUGAUGAGCGAAGACCUGGAGACGAUGCGAAUCAAGGCCUCAUAUGUUGACGACGUCAGUGGAGCUGCUGUGUUGGACUCUGUGGUCCUCCCCACCCUGGAAGAACCGUUCCAGUCCCUCCUCGUCAAGUGGAUGGAGCUCGAUAUCCCGUUCGCGUCGACCAGUCUGGUCAAGAAUCGAGACUACGUGUAUCUCGAAGGCACGGGCUUCGCCACUUCGCAGAGCGGUGAGCGUCUCGGCUAUCACUUGCUCCACUCGGCUGCCCCCAACGUCAUGGAAAUGUACGCCACGGGAAUCUUCGAUCCGUGUGGUGAUAUGAUCCGCAUGCUCGUCGUCCCAGGGAUGGCUACUGCUUUCCUUUCAAGUGUCAAGUACGGGUUCUGUGGCCAGAUGCGCAAGCUCAGCUUCAUGCUCGACAAGGCCUAUGCGGAAUCAAAGCAGCGUGGAGCUCCUAACAAGAAGAGCAUCUGCGUCACCUGCUCGUCUCCAAUCGGUCGUCGAUUGGGAGACUUCUCGAAGAGCAACAGCACAUGCAAGCUGUGCUUUGGCCACGUCUGCCACGCGUGCAGAAUUGUCCGCAAGUUGAGCUUCGUGGACCCCGACCUGCAGCUGUCCAAGCGAAAGGUGACAUUCUGCACGGGCUGCAUCGGCUCGGUGACCAAUAUGAACGCGAGCGACUGUGCGCAAGCGAAGAUGCUGACAGUUCGGAAGGACGUUGACCACUCGAGCAUUCAGACCAACUCGACACUGAGCGGGGACUACAGCAGCGAGAUGUCGUACAGCAGCUCGACGUAUUAAUCAUUACAGCGCGGUUGCUGGGGGGUGGUGAUAUUGAUAUCUUGUGUAGUGUAAACUAACGCACCUUUUGCAAAUGUU
This is a messenger RNA of Phytophthora sojae, 1226 nucleotides long. RefSeq lists its product as hypothetical. The record is from RefSeq and is a predicted model, not a curated record. Lineage: Eukaryota; Oomycota; Peronosporomycetes; Peronosporales; Peronosporaceae. Bases 36 to 1148 code for a protein of 370 amino acids. The transcript is spliced from 2 exons.